AGCUUUGACAGCGAUUUAUUUCAAUUUUUCAUAUUGAAUAAUUAUAGUUUUGUUUACAGAUAUAUUACAAAGCCUUUUAAAGUGAAAUCUAAUUUAGAAUUCAUAAAACAAAAUGCCACGAUUCCAUACGGUAGAAAUCAAUAAAACAGAAUGGAUUGUGCCCGAGAGAUAUCAGAUGCUUACACCUGUAGGGUCUGGAGCUUAUGGUCAAGUAUGUUCUGCUAUAGAUACAGUACAUAAUAUGAAAGUGGCCAUAAAAAAGUUGGCAAGACCAUUUCAGUCUGCGGUUCAUGCCAAAAGAUCAUAUCGGGAACUUCGAUUGUUGAAACAUAUGAAUCAUGAAAAUGUUAUAGGUUUGUUGGAUGUGUUUAGUCCUGAAAAGAAUCUAGAAGAAUUUCAACAAGUAUAUCUUGUUACACAUUUAAUGGGCGCAGAUUUGAAUAAUAUAGUGCGCACACAAAAGUUAUCAGAUGAUCAUGUGCAAUUUCUUGUAUAUCAGAUUCUGCGUGGAUUGAAAUAUAUACACUCUGCAGGAAUUAUACAUAGAGAUUUAAAACCUUCUAAUAUAGCGGUAAAUGAAGACUGUGAGUUGAAGAUCUUAGAUUUUGGUUUAGCCAGGCCCACUGAAACAGAAAUGACUGGUUAUGUGGCUACAAGAUGGUACAGGGCUCCAGAAAUAAUGCUCAAUUGGAUGCAUUACAACCAGACAGUUGACAUCUGGUCAGUCGGCUGCAUCAUGGCAGAACUCUUGACAGGCAGGACUUUGUUCCCAGGAUCAGACCAUAUUCAUCAGUUAAACUUAAUCAUGGAGAUACUGGGGACACCGGGUCAAGAAUUUAUGACGAAAAUAUCCUCAGAGUCAGCCAGAAACUACAUCCAGUCUCUGCCGGCAUUGAAGCGACGUGACUUCCGCGAUGUGUUCCGCGGCGCUAAUCCGCUCGCUAUCAACUUGCUGGAGUUGAUGCUUGAACUUGACGCCGAUAAACGUAUAACGGCGGAGCAGGCGCUUGCUCACGAGUAUCUGGCGCAGUACGCGGACCCCACGGAUGAGCCAGUCUCCGCGCCAUACGACCAGAGCUUCGAGGAUAUGGAGCUGCCCGUUGACAAGUGGAAAGAGCUAGUGUGGAAGGAAGUGGUGGAAUUCAAGCCUCACCCUCAGCACAUGAGCACUGUUGUCGAAGUCAACCCCUCAUAAAUUACUUAUCUUUGUUUUUAACGCCUUAGCUAAAGGUUAAGCAUAUUAUUUUUCAAUAGAUUUUUAUCAAAUAUCAAAUGUUUCGUCCUUCAUAGCAUCUUAUAUUGACAAAGAAAAUAGAAAAAAAUCACGUAACGUAUAAUAACGAAUUUGUUUUAAGUCAAUUUAAAGAGGUUGUAACAGUAUUUUUUAUCUGUAGGCUUAGCUGCCAACGACUUUACAAAAAUAUGUCAUCACUUUAUUUCCAAACGGAAUGAAAAGGACGGCAAUAUUAAUGUAAUGUUGCAUAUGAUUUUUCACAAAUGAUAAGAUAAUAAUUAGAUUGCCUUAUAUAUUUAUAAUAUAUCUAUGGAAUUAUGAAUAUUUUCUUAAACGUUAUAUAAAAAUGCAAUACUUUUUAUCA
Molecule: messenger RNA, 1598 nt
Organism: Papilio xuthus (Asian swallowtail)
Lineage: Eukaryota; Metazoa; Arthropoda; Insecta; Lepidoptera; Papilionidae
Gene: P38mapk
Product: p38 map kinase
Exons: 9
Coding region: 113-1195 (360 amino acids)
Biological process (GO): protein phosphorylation
Molecular function (GO): MAP kinase activity; ATP binding
Source: RefSeq, a predicted model, not a curated record